GCCCGCGCCCUUGUCUUUGUCUCCUCCUCCGCCUGACCUCCUCGCGCACCAGGACCAAGGACCGCGCGCCGGCCACUCCCAGGCCCAGCACCGCCGCGCCCGAUCGAUGGCCUCCGUCGCCCGCCGCCUCGUCGCGCUCGCCGCCGUCCUCGUCUUCCUGGGCUUGGGCGCGGCGGACGAUGGGGAGGUGCGCGCGCUGCUGGCGCUGGGGUCCGCGCUGGACCCGACGGGCCGCUUGCUCCCGUCGUGGGCGCCCGGGCGGGACCCCUGCGCUCCGGCGGGCCGCGGAGGGUUCGAGGGCGUGGCCUGCGAUGCUAGAGGGGCGGUCGCCAACGUCUCCCUGCAGGGGAAGGGGCUCGCCGGCACACUCCCGCCCGCCGUGGCGGGGCUCCGCGCGCUCACGGGGCUCUACCUCCACUACAACUCGCUCCGCGGCGGCAUCCCGCGCGAGCUCGCUGCGCUCACCGGCCUCACCGACCUCUACCUCGACGUCAACAACUUCUCCGGGCCCAUCCCGCCGGAGAUCGGCGCCAUGGCCUCCCUGCAAGUGGUGCAGCUGUGCUACAACCAGCUCACCGGGAGCAUCCCCACGCAGCUUGGGAACCUAAGCAGGCUCACCGUGCUGGCACUGAAGUCCAACCGCCUCAACGGCGCCAUCCCCGCCAGCCUCGGCGACCUGCCGCUGCUCACGCGGCUGGACUUGAGCUUCAACGACCUCUUCGGCUCCAUCCCCGUGAAGCUCGCGCAGCUGCACCAGCUCGUGGCGCUGGACGUCAGGAACAACUCCCUCACCGGCAGCGUGCCCGCCGAGCUGGCGGCGAAGUUGCAGGCCGGAUUCCAGUACGGGAACAACAGCGACCUGUGCGGCGCCGGGCUUCCCGCGCUCCGGCCGUGCACCCCGUCGGACCUCAUCGACCCGGACAGGCCCCAGCCGUUCAGCGCCGGAAUCGCGCCGCAGGUCACGCCGGGAGAUUCCUCCGAUUGCGGCGGCCACGGGCGGCGCAGCGGAUCCCGCUGCGGGCCUUCGACCAAGGCGCUUGUGGCCGUCGUCGUCAUCGCCGUGGCCCUCCUCGCGGCCACGGCGGCAGGUCUGUUCGCGUUCUCGUGGCGCCGGUGGCGCAGACAGAGGAUCGCGGGGGGCUCGCCGCCGGUCUCCGGCGGCCGAUGCAGCACCGAUGCGGCGCACGCCGCGAAGGUGUCGUCGGCCCGCAAGAGCGCGUCGUCCGCGCUGGCGAGCCUCGAGUACUCGAACGCCUGGGACCCGCUCGCCGACGGGCGGGGCGGCGCGGCCGGGUUCGGGUUCUCGCAGGAGGUGUCCCAGAGCCUGCAGAGGCUCAGCACGGAGGAGGUGGAGUCCGCGACGCGCUACUUCUCGGAGCUGAACCUCCUCGGGAAGCGGAAGAAGGCCGGCGGCUUCGCGGCCACGUACAGGGGCACGCUCCGCGACGGCACGCCCGUCGCCGUGAAGCGGCUGGGCAAGACGUGCUGCAGGCAGGAGGAGGCCGAGUUCCUGCAGGGGCUGAAGCUGCUCUCCGAGCUCCGGCACGACAACGUGGUCGCGCUGAGGGGGUUCUGCUGCUCCAGGGCGCGCGGGGAGUGCUUCCUGGUCUACGACUUCGUGCCCAACGGCAGCCUAUCGCAGUUCCUCGACGUCGACGAUGCCGGCGCCGGCGGCCGGGUUCUUGAGUGGUCCACGAGGAUCUCCAUCAUCAAGGGCAUCGCCAAAGGAAUUGAGUAUUUGCACAGCACAGGACCAAACAAGCCCCCGCUUGUGCACCAAAACAUAUCAGCAGAUAAGGUCCUGCUGGACUACACCUACAGGCCUCUCAUCUCUGGCUGCGGCCUGCACAAGCUCCUCGUCGACGACCUCGUGUUCUCGACCCUCAAGGCGAGCGCCGCCAUGGGGUACCUCGCGCCGGAGUACACCACGAUCGGGCGGUUCUCGGAGAAGAGCGAUGUCUACACGUUCGGUGUAAUUGUACUUCAGAUUCUCACCGGUAAGAGGAAGACGAUGCAGCUGCCCGUCGAGUCCAUUGACGUCGAGGAGCUCAUCGACGGGAACCUGCAGGGGAGUUACUCGACGGCCCAUGCUUCUAAGCUGGCGAAGAUCGCAUCGGUUUGCACUGGCGAGAACCCGGACCAAAGGCCGACGAUGGCAGAGCUGCUCCAAGAGCUGGGCACCAUCUGAUUUCAUUUCAUCCACUGUAAUUGUUCAUGCAAGUCACAUGCCUGACAGUGCCAUGAGCCUGUAGGCUGUAACCUACUUAUCUAGGAUCACUAAUCAGUAAUCGCUGAUCAUAGAAAGCAUCUGAGCUAGCUAGGUGCCAAUAUAUUGCCUAAGAUCAUGAGAUCUUGUAUCAUGCUAAUGAUGUGCCAUUACUGCUGCUCCGAAAAUCGUGCAUUGAUAGGCAGCCACCGUACCUUGGAUGUGCUCCGCCAUGGCUGUACCAUACUACUACCAUGCUAGGCGAAUGCAGCCAUUUCUUGCAGCACUUUUUGCUGAGCUCUUGUGACUCUCGAGUGUACCGGCAAUCCUGUGAACCAAUUUGGAUGGAUCCUGGGAUGGCUGGCACCGUGCAUUCAGGGAGGAAGAGCCAAGAGUCCUGGAAGGCAUGUGAGCUAUAAAUUCUUGUGUUGUCUU
This is a messenger RNA of Phragmites australis (common reed), 2641 nucleotides long. RefSeq names its product LRR receptor-like serine/threonine-protein kinase FEI 1. Gene Ontology annotation, molecular function: protein kinase activity; ATP binding; receptor serine/threonine kinase binding. The coding region runs from base 107 to 2188 and encodes 693 amino acids. The transcript is spliced from 4 exons. Lineage: Eukaryota; Viridiplantae; Streptophyta; Magnoliopsida; Poales; Poaceae. Gene Ontology annotation, biological process: protein phosphorylation. The record is from RefSeq and is a predicted model, not a curated record.